Molecule: messenger RNA, 6464 nt
Organism: Talpa occidentalis (Iberian mole)
Lineage: Eukaryota; Metazoa; Chordata; Mammalia; Eulipotyphla; Talpidae
Product: oxygen-regulated protein 1
Biological process (GO): retina development in camera-type eye; photoreceptor cell development; intracellular signal transduction
Cellular component (GO): axoneme
Source: RefSeq, a predicted model, not a curated record
CGCUGAGCUCCCUCCCGGACAAGAAGGUCUCAGCCAAAAUGAGCGAAACUCCUCUUAGUUUUUCUAUGAUUCAUCCAACUUCUUCUGAAGGUCAGGUGUCUUCCCAGCGCCAUGUGAGCCUCACUCAUCCUGUUGUGGCCAAAAGGAUCAGCUUCUACAAGAGCGGAGACCAGCAAUUCGGCGGGGUUAAAGUGGUAAUCAAUCCUCGUUCGAUGAAGUCAUUUGAUGCUCUGCUGGAUAACUUGUCAAAGAAAGUGCCUCUACCUUUCGGGGUGAGGAAUAUCAGCACCCCGCGGGGAAGGCACAUCAUCACGAGCCUGGAGGAUCUGGAGGAUGGCAAGUCAUACCUGUGCUCUCACGGCAAGAAGGUUCAGCCAGUAGACCUGGAAAAGGUUCGCAGGCGCCCACUUCCUUGGCUUAGCAGUCGGGCCGUCAUCACGCAGGCUCACCGCGCCCACGCAGCUGCCGCGGCUGCUCCCCACAUGCUGCGCGCCCCGCGGAGGCUCGUGGUCUUCCGGAACGGCGACCCUAAGACGAGGCGUGUGGUCCUUCUAGGCAGGCGGGUCACCCAGACGUUUGAGGCCUUUCUGCAGCACCUGACAGAGGUCCUCCAGUGCCCGGUGACUAAACUGUAUGCCACGGAUGGAAGAAAGGUUCCUAGUCUCCAGGCGGUGAUCCUGAGCUCUGGGGCUGUGGUGGCAGCAGGAAGGGAGCCAUUCAAACCAGGAAAUUAUGACAUCCAAAAGUACUUGCUUCCUGCUAGAUUACCAGGGAUCUCACAUCAUGUGUACCCCAAAGGAAUUGCUAGGUCAGAAAGCAGAAAGACGAAUACACAUACACUUUCAAGUCCAAGGUCCCAGGUUUAUUGUGUUUCUUCUGGCAAUAUGGAUAAUAAUGGUUGCUACUCAGACCAGUCUUUUGCUCCUGAGAAUUACUUGGCCUUAGAAAAAAACGAUUCUCAGAAUUUAUUAAUAUGUCCUUCUAAAGAUGAUGUUGAAAAAUCAGUUAUCUUUAAUGAUGAUGGCACUAUGACAAUUGAGAUGAAAGUUCGAUUUAAGAUAAAAGAGGAAGAAACCAUAAAGUGGACAACAACUGUCAGUAGAGGUGAUCUUUCUAAUAGUGAUGAAAAGAGUAAGAUAAGCAGUUUUCCAGGAAAAACAGAUGAUGGCUCAUCUGGUAUAGAGAUUGCAGCUUGCUCAUUGUCUGCAGUUGUCUCACCUAUGGAGAAAGGCAAUAAUCAAGAUGGCACUUUGGCAGAGGAGAUAAACACUCAAAAGACAGAUCAAGAGGUUGAAACUUGCAGUUCUGCUAAUUGGGAGAAUGCUGCUGUAGACACAGAUACCGUUCAGGGAACUCAAGAUCAAGACAAGUGUCACUUUUAUAGGCCUCCUACUCCUGGACCUAGGAGAGUGAGACAGAAGAAAUCUGUCGCAGGGAGAGUGACCUUAUUAUCAGAAACUGAAGUUCAAGAGAAAAUAAUUAGACAGAAAGAUAGGGAAAACAAAUCUGAGUAUCACGUGUUCACAUGUUCUUGCAGUAAAGUUUCAUCAGUAUCUAACAAACCAGUACUUGCUCAGAUCAAUAACAAUGAGCAGAUGGAGUCAUCUUUAGAAAGAAAAAAGGAAAACAAACUGCCCAAGUCAAGCACAAUAAGUGCUGGUGUUGUAGAAAUUACAAGUCAGAAGAUGUUAGAGAUAUCCCAUAAUAAUGCCUUGCCGCGGACUGUAUCAGAAAAUUCAGCUCUGGAGGAAGGUGUAGUUGAUACUGAAACAUCAGACAAACAGCCUGGGAUCAAGAACUUCAGUAGUUAUGGUAACACUGAUGAUAGGUUCAGUCUUAUUUUAGCAGAUACAACUCAAUCUUCAGAUAAUAACUCUGGCACUGACAAAAUUUUCUCUGAGACUCCAUUUGCAGUAGGAUCCUCUGCUGUCACUUCAAGAAUUAACAGAUUAAUUAAUGAAUUUACUCAUUGUGGUUUUACAAAACUUCCAGAAUAUAAAAAGCAGAUUUCAUCAUCUGUUGCCAGCAAAAAGAAAAAGAAAUCCCAUCAGCAAGUGAUAGAUUCUUGUUGUCAAGAUGGGGACAUUGUAAGCACAGGACUCCCCAGUAAAAGCAAGAGAAUAAGCAAAGGACGUAGAAUUACAGAGGAAACUAUAUUGCAAGUUACACACAGUCCCCUUAAAGGAGGGAUGCUUUAUGAGGGAGACCUCCAUGCAAGUGAGACGGUAUUUGAGUCGAAUUAUUUUUGUUCCCACAAUAAUCUCAGCUCUGUGAAUUCCAGGGAUAUCCAUAGAAACAAAUUAAAUACUACUCCAAAUCCCAAGCUUCAAGGACUUUUAGCCAAAAGAAAAUCCAGACCACUAAACAAAUUAAGUUUAUUAGGAGGACCUACAAAAAUAGAAAUUGAUCAAGGAGACAAAGUAUUUCCCUAUAAUGCAUUUAAAUAUUGCAGAAAUACUUUGGAAAAUAAAAAUUCAUUUUCUCUGUUUAACAUUCUUGAGCAAAAAUCAAAUACAUUUUGGGGACCACAGGCUCAUACAGAAAUGACAUCUUGGAAUUUGAGAGGAAUGGCAGAGAAGAAUUUAGAUUCCAAAGUGAACUCACAUGUAACUUUAAAAAGUCAGAGAAAGCACAGAGGAGCUAAGUUGAAAUCAGGCACAACUAUAAGUAAACAACAUGCUACAAUCAAGGCAAAUUCCUUAACUUCUUUGAAAACAACCAUUUAUCCUGAGGAUGUUACCCAUCAUUCAGUUCAAAAUUAUAAACAGGGACGGUUGCAGAUCAUAAAGCCACAUCCAGCCUUCCAACCUAGAAAGUCAGCUCCAAUAUGCAAAAAGGGAAGAAAUGUGGUAAAUUUUAACAGUGGUCUUCUAGGAAAUAAUUCCCAUGCAAAUUCUGGGAAGGGAAAUAAUUUUGUUGUAGAAAGUGAUAAGCACAUAGCUAAAAAUGACAGCUUGGUAGGAGAUAAUCUAGGCAAAGAGGUAGGUAAAUCUUUUAACAAAGUUAACAGUGAAGAACUCCCCAAAGAUCUCUAUGACAGCCAUAGUGGAACUCUGAAUGAUGCUUACUUGCUUUCCCUGCAUGAAUAUUGUACUUUGUCACAGUCAGUUAUUGGUGAUCAUAUUACUAAAAGUAAGGUAUAUGCUGAAAAGUCAGUACCAGAGGUAAAUCUUAUUUACCAAGAAGUAAACUUAGCUACAAAAGGGCAAAGUGUAGAAGUUGCCGUUCAAGUAGAUCCUAUGGAAGAAGACACUCCAAAAGACCUUUUAUCAGUCCUGUUGCUUUACCAACUACAAAAUUUAGUUCCUAGUAUUCACAAGACACAGGAUGGAAUUGUUCAAAUGCCAGUUUCACUUGCAGGUGUUCCCUUUCCUUCCACAAUAUGUAAUUCAUCCACUAAUGUCCUUUUAGCUUGGCUCCUGGUGUUAAACCUAAAGGGAAGUAUGGAUAACUUCUGUCAAGGUGAUCCUCACAAGAUUACCAGCAGAACUUCAGAAAUACUUGCUUUGUUGGAGGUUCUAAAGCACAUUGCCAUCACAGAGGAAGCUGAUGACUUGAAGGCUGCUGUGACCAUUUUAAUGGUGUCAACCACAAAUCACCUUGGACUCACAGAGAAAGAACAAAACAUAGAGCCAGUAGAUCCUUCUGCAAAUUGUUUGAUCCCCCACAUUCUGAGAGUUCUAAAGUGCACUGAAAAUGAAAAAACCCAGAAAAUUUGCUUAGAUAGAAGCUCCUCUACCAGUGAGGAUUGUUCCCCGGAAGUCUGUGUUUCAGAGGUGACUUGUUCUCCAUGUGAGAGGUACACUGUGAAUAAGACUGACCAUCCAAAAAAGACUUGUAACCCCAGUGAUACUUUUUUCCCUAGUGAUGACUGUGCUAUGAAUCAGACCUACCUGGAUAAGGCUUGUUUCCUGGGAGAGAUCUGUUUACUUACUGAUGCUGUGGCUUCCCAUAAAGCGUGUGCUCAUGAGGAAAACCUUAUCUAUGAGACAUCUUGCCCAAAUGAUGAGUCCUACAUUCCGAACAGAGUCUGCAAUUGCGGUGAUUUUCUAAAUUCUAAAGAAAACCCUUAUACUGAUAAUUUGGAAUCAACUGAGGUAUUAGAACGACUUGAUGAGGUUCAGGAAGACCUACAUAUUUUGGCAGACCUAAGAUGUAAAAAUGACUUUAAUUUGGUGGUGCCACACCACAAUACCAGUGAUUUAAGCCAUUGUGACUUUUUCCUAAAUGCAGCUGAAUCAGAAUUUGAUAAGAAACAUAGUUCUGUAGAUUCUCAAAAUUGUUCAUUAAAGAAAUUCCAGCAAACAAAUGCAUAUACAUCCUUUGAUAAGGAAGAAUCAAAGACUUCUGAAGAAACAGGCUCAGUAACCAACAGCGUGACAUCAAGUGAAGGAAACAUUUCAGCUUUAGAAUCUUUUGAAGAAUUAGAAAACCAGGACACUGUUAUCUUUAAUGCGAAGGCGAAUGCAAGAGAGCAAACCCCUGAACAAUCAAUCAAAAAAAAGCUAGUGGGCAAAAAUUUGAAAAUGGUGAAAGUCUCAAACAGGAACAUUGUAGAAGAAGAAAGUAGGAAUGGUGUAAUUUGUGAGAAAAUCAGUAGGAAGCUGGCAGCACCAACAUCUUUAGUAUUUUGCUAUGAUUCUAACCAAAAUACUGAAAAGGAUCUCAAUGAAGGAGACACUAAAAUGAGAGUUAAAGUGAUGGUGAAAAACAUGGAAAUUGGAAGUUAUUCAGGGUCCUCUCUUGAUUUUAAAAACUGCUUUAAAAGUAAAGUAAAUUCUGCUUGGUUAGACUAUCCACUGGGCAGUGAGAAUGAGCACCCACAUAAUUGCUCCAAUGAUACUGAUGAGGUGAUUGUCCAAGAUAAAGGAUACAAUCAGGGAUUUGUUAAAAGGACAAUAGAAACACUUUAUGGUAAAGCACAGCUUAUGAAACCAUCUUUUUUUCCUGGGUCUAUAAACACAUCUCAGGUUUAUCCUUGCAAUUCUGUGGAAUUUCAGUGUGCUAGGAAAGUAGGUCUUUAUGAUUCUGAAGGUCAGUCAUUUGACUCUUCUGUACAGAUACCUAGUAGUUCAUCUGUGCUGCAGAAAUUUCAGGAGGAAGGACAAGAUAAAUGUCACUUUAAUGACAUAAGGGCCAGUUAUCAUGGAGGAGAUGUUGUGGAGCAUGAAACAAAACAAAAUGAACAUAAAGUCUUGAGGAAUAUAGAGGAAGGAGUACUGAUUGACAAAGGCAAGUGGCUUCUAAAAGAAAAUCAUUUGCGAAGAGUGUCAUCACUUGAAAAUUCUGGCAUAUGUGAAAACAUGUACACAUCAGUGGAUGCUUUACUUGGUAAUAGCAGCAGUGAGGUGCCAUAUUCACAUUUGGAAAAUUUGGGCACAGCUGCAAGCCUGGCUGAACGAUCCUCCUCAGAAUUGGAGGAACUGACUCAAACUCUUGAACUGAAAUGCAAUUAUUUUAACAUGCCUCAUUGUAGUGACUCUGAGCCUUUUCUUGAGAAUUUGGUAGAUGUUCAAAAUAAAACUUGUGCCAAGGUGAGAACACGAGAUCACUUUGCACAGCAGAAAGGUAAUCAAAUGUCGGAAAGAGCAUGCACAUCAGUCACUCAUGUCUUUACACCAGGUGGUAACAAAGUUCAUCCAGUCUCUAAUGAUACCAUUAAAAACCAACCAUUGCCUGGUUGUGAUGUAGUUCAUGGUGCACUUCAGGAAGGUGACUCUUUGGAUAAACUCUAUGCUAUUUGUGGUCAACAUUGCCCAAUACUAACUGUUACUAUCCAACCUGCAAAUGAGGAAGACCGGGGAUUUGCAUAUUGUAAAUAUUCUGAUAUUGAAAACUCCUUGGGUCUGCAUUUAUGGAUGAAAAUAGAGCCAUAUUUUCUACAGUCAAACAAAAACAUGCUUAGAGAUGAGAACAGAAAAGCAAGUAGGAGAAAAACAUUUAUUGAUAAUGCCAUUAGCAAAACAUUUGAUAAACUUCAUUUCAAUAACAUGUUGGACUUGUUGGAUAAAAGAAGAAAAUUAAAAAGAAUGAAUUUCUUGGAUUUAAAGAAAAAAAAUCUCAAAAAAUUCCAGUCUCCUUUAAAGAAAAGGUUUUAUGUAAAUUUCUUGUAUACAUUGUUAGUUGUAGAUAAUGUACAUUUGACACACUUCAAUAAAUCAGACCCUAAUAAUCAAAGAAAUGAAGUAUAUGAAAGAGUUGAUGAGAAUAACAACUUAUUAAAUAACAGAUUCCAGAACCCAAGAACAAAUUUUAACCAACUACUAAGAAAUAUCAACUAUCAUUUCUAUUUUGAAAUGCUUGGCCAAGCCUGCCUAUUUUGCCAAGUUGAGACAUCCUUAAAUUUUAGUGACAGAAAUAUAUUAGAAUUUUAUAUUUUUGAAUAUGAAAAUAUCUUCAUUUGGGAGGAAAACCAAUUAGAUUUAACUGAUCUUGAAAGUAGUGAUGAAUGAAAAGAUGUAUAA